GCAUAAUAAUAUUUAUGAUCAAAGUGGGUGCGUACAUUUUAACAGUGUCUACAAUUUACAAGAAAAGGAGAUCUUGGAAUUAGUUUGAUUUGUUAUAAUAGCAUGUGUUAUUGUAUCAACAUCGAGUGGCAAUCAUAAUGCGACUGACUGUUAGAAAUAAUGUUUCACAUUAUUGGAAUGUAACAGUAACCUAAUAAAAGAACACGCCUAGGUACAGUCAGCAUCAAAAGUAGCGGAUCAAACAAGGUUUCAAAAGUAUCUACCAUUCUGUAACAGCUUAACAAAAGUUGAUCGUUAUAUAUGUAGAACAAUUUAGACUGUAAAAGAUAUACUUUUGAAGGUAAAUUUUAGGGAAUUAUCUAUAUUUGGAAAAGUUAUCCGGAAUAUCAGAUACUUUUGGCGCGCUGUUUCAUCCGCUACUAUAGAUGCUGACUGUACUAUAAUAUUGUCUAAAGUAAAUUCAUAUUUAAAUUAAAAUAUAACAAGCACGUUUUUAUUCUAAUAUUGGAUAAUAAACCAGGUUUUUGACGUUUUGCACAAAAAACAUAAAAAUCUAAUUUUCUGCUACCUGAUCCUCUCAUACAAAAACGCAGACUUAUUUUUGGUAACUUCGAUAUAUCACACGCGUACUGGAGCGAGCUAAUUGAGCAUAUGUUAUUAAAAACUAUGUAUCUUAACAUAAACCUAUGAUUGUAUAGAUUAACAAUUAAUCUUGUUUCCGUUCUAUAAUAAGGAAGCAAAGCAACCUUAGCCACGCAAGCUUAGCAAAGUAAUUCUUGGGCAGUUAUUAGCACGGUCGAGCGGCCACCAUCCUACCAUAUCGCACCGGCCGGCAAUCAUAAAGCACACGACAUUACCUAACAACCCAAAAACACCUCUAAACACUAAGAAAUAAGACAUAAAAGCAAGAACAAAAGCUUAUAUUCAUCAUCGCUUUUUAAGUGAAUGAACUAUGCGCAUAUUAAGUAUUUGUUCUAAGUAAAUUACUUUAGGUAUUGCUGAUUAUUAUGAAUGGCAGGACUCAUUAUAAAAGCAAACUUAAACUUUUUAAAUGUUAAAUAUGACACGAAAGCGCAAUUAAAGUAAUUAACAUCGUUUGCAUACGUAAAAAUUGUGUAGAAGAAAAAAUAUAGGCUCAGGACUUAUAAAGACAUUUCUACUAUUUCCAGACGACGUACAUACGACUUUUUUUGGUAAAUAACGACCACCCGGUCAAAGAGUCAACAGAGAUGUUUGUUGUUAAUAAAGUACCAUGAAUGGUUUGUGGGUCCAACUGCCAUUGGGUUUCAAUUAAGCAUGGAUAAGUUAUAUUACAAUGGAUAGAACACACGUGUCAUGCUAAAAGCACUUAACUGUUUACUUGAAUAUUAAUGAAAAGGUACUGAAGUGUUGAUUCUUACUGGUUGUAUAAAUAUUAAUGAAAUAUGAUCCAUUGGUUUGAACGGGAUGGAAAUUAAAGGAUAGAACUAGACGCGGAAAUGGGAAUCCCAUGGUGAGAUGGAACUUAGUGCAUUAAAGAACGAUAAGACUUAAAUCACUCUUGUUGAGUUCAGGCACAAGCCACAGCAUAUAUCUAUUACUAAAUUUACAUAGGUAAGUAGCUAUAUAAUUAUAUACGUAAAUAUAUUAAUUAAAUAUUCGUUUCCUUUCCAGAUCGCAGAGACCAUGACAACUACAAGAAAGUAUUAAGAAGCAAAGUGAGCGAUGCGAUUGGUCGAAUGGCCGGGCGCGGGCGGGGGCUAGCAUGCUGCCGCUGGUGCUGCUGGCGCUAGCGAGCGCGGCCGGCGCCAGCGUGAGCGAGCUAGCGCGCCGGGACACGGGCGACGUGUUCUCGCUCACUGGUGUAAAAUGCGGACCCACGCAAUGCGCCGAGCACGGCGCGCGCGCCGCCGACGCCGUAUGCACUUGCGCGUGCCCGCACCGAGCGCCGCUGUUCAGGGAGGACCGGGAGCUGUGCGUCGACGACUUGCCAGAAUGUUCGCUGGCGAGCUUCGGGACAGGCGUGGGCGUACAGCGGAUACCGUUCGUGUAUCUGCCGCUGAAAGGACAAAUCAUUCAUCCGUCGAGGGAUAUUACCUUUCAAGGUGUCAAGACUCCUAUAUGUGCAGUGUCUGGUGCUCAGUUCCUGACUCCAAAAGGCUUCGUAGAUCUUCGCAACACGCUAGACGCAGACGUGCCUUUCAGUCUUUUUCGCGAUGAGGGGCGGACUUUUCUACAGUGGAGCGGUGAGGACGAAGUGCGAGCGAGUAUGUCGGGCCGAAUGAUGGUGGUGCGCCUGCUGUGUCGAGAUGUUGCCGCAGCUCCCGCCUCUCCACUCGACUUGAGGGGAGUUUUUACGCCAUGCGUUGCUUUCCGGGUGCAAGGCACUGCUCCUAAACCACUCUCGAAUGUAACUGAAGUCCAAUUCGCUCCAAACGCGCAGACAUCAGAAGCAACCUCCACAUCAGGACUAACAGUGACAGAAUACGUUGCAAUCGGCAUAAGCUCUCUCCUUCUCGGUCUAAUUUAUGUUGCAUCGGUCUUCCUCUACCUACACAUACGGAAAAGAAAGAAAGGCUCCGAAGCAACCGAAGGAAGCUCGAGACGAUUGAAAAGUUUAAAGAAUAAAAAUGGUUCCAUCAUAACUGAACGCGACAUAGUUCGAAUCAACAAUGAAAGAGUCCAGUCAAUACCGAGUUCUUUGGAUACGGAUGAUGGUGUAGUCAAAAAUAAUCCAUUGAUAGGAAUGACUCGAUCGUUUCAUCAGAUCAAGCACAGCUUUCCAAGCGAUUCUGGUAGUACCAUGUCUGAUUCGGAAGACUUUGCUGAGAGUAGCGUUAGAAGCGAAGAUCACACUUUUAACGAUCAGACAACGUCAGCUCUUAUACAUUCCCACUAUUCAGAAGUGAAAAUUAGAAACAGCUGCUCCGAGGCGAGUCACCGAGACGAGUCGGGAAUCGAACGCCUUCCAGACGAACAUGUAUCCAUCGUGGAAACAACUGACGACCGCGAAAUAGCACGGCCAGUCGGCACUACGAGAAGAAAGCUAUACUUCAAUCCGGCUUAUUUUGAACCACACCUCAUGGCGGAGCCACCACCCGCUGCUUUAGAAUUCCUUACUAAAAUUAGAGAAGUCAUCGCAGUCGCUAAACAUAAAAUGGCAGCAAAAAGAUUCCAACCAGUUCUAAAUGAGAUACCAGAAGAAGAGACCUAUCCCUCUCAUGGAAACAGUUUAGACAUAUACCAAGGCCUAGGCAGUCAAAGAAGCGGAAGCGUUGUCAGCCUUAAGAGGGAAAAUAGUAGAAAGAGAUCUAUAAAUUGCGUAGGAUGUCCAGGUUGUAAAACGGAAAAUGGCAGCGAAGUGCAUAAUUUUAUAAAAUAUGACAUACCUGCCUGCUCAAGCUGCCUAAGUAGUAAAGGAGAAAAGCAAAACAGCAUCCGCAAAUGGCUAGAAAACAUUCCUACUGGGAAACAAUCGUUCUCUAAUGAUUUUCUACCAGCAAGCCAGAAUGGCCUAGUCAACUCUCAUUUAUCUCUUCCAAGUACGGAAACAAAUUGUAAAUUAAGAAAACAAAACAGUUUUACAGCGUUUAAUCCUAUGAAUUUAACUGAAAACAUUACAAAGACUAGAAAAGCAUCAACUAUGUCUGUGAGAUCUGAACCACCCUUGAGAACAUAUAGCUAUAAUCUACCGUUACCUGAAUUUGAUAAAAUUACACAUAAUAACAACAGGAACUACUAUGGACAGACUAUUUCCAGAAUAGAUGAUAUCAGACCAAUCGGGUUGUGCGACUAUCGCACUGGGAGUCUGAGAAGUAACCCUAUCACUAAUCGACACAGAAAUAAAAUUAUAACCAAUAAGAAUUCUCUCCCUGAUAUGGUGAAUGAAGCUAUAGCUCUUGAAAACUGUAAUAGCAAAUCAUACAACCAUAACAGUUCGGACGAAGAAAGAGUCGGUCAUAAAAGUAUAAACGCUGCUAGAAAGAACUCUGAAAGCCCACCCAUUAAUGACUACGAAACUGAUAGUUUAGAGAGAACAUCUACCAAAAAGGGGCUAGCAACUCCACCUGAAUACCCUGACGUGCCGUCUUCUCAAGCUAGUCCAAGCCUGAGCAAUGCUUUACCAUUAGAAGAAGAACUUACAAUGACUAAUGCAGUUUAUAAGACGCAUUCGAGGAGCAAUAGCAACACUCCAUCCCCACAAAGAGAUGUAUGCAUCGAACAAAAUCAUUAUGAAAUAAUAGAGUCCAAGAAAGUAAUAAACAACGUCAAUAAUAUAGAAGCUAACAACAAUAGCCCAAACAACAGCUAUAGUUUAAUAAGCGAGGUAUAUGUUAACAAUAAUUACAACUUUGGUAGUACUCCUACUUCACCGAGUGGAUCAGAUUGUUCAAUGGGAAGUAGAAAACUACGUCGCGCAGGUAAUAACUCCGAGGAAAAACCAGGAUGUCUUACUAUUGAAGUUAAAGAUCCUCCCGAAAAUUACAUAAAAAUUCAUGAAUCAGAUGGAUUUGAACCCGACACAUUGGAUCGCAAACAUCCCAAAUAUAAAAAGACAGACGAAAACAGUCAAUUCAGUAGAAAGGACCUCAUUAAAAACAUCGAUAUUGACGGUAGUCCUGUCAAUCAACGUAUUCAACUACGCAGCAGCGGGACGUUCAAAAAAUCGGAAGCAAUGGUCAGUGCGUCCAAAUUCAAUAGUUUAAGAAACGAUUACGAAUGCCGGAAAAAUAUUUAUGAACGCCCUAAACUAUCUCCUACCACAUUCAAUGAUUCUAAAAGUCUAGACGAUACGUCGGAAACCUGGGAAGAGGUCGCGGCAGACUGGGCUACAGAAGAAGGCCGUAUCCUUACUCUAGAACUCAGGCACUCGAAGAGACAACGGCAAUGUACACCGCCAACUAUAAAGCAAAUGAAAAGUUUAGCAAGACCAGACAUUCUGCCUCCACUUCCACCAACAAAUGACCAUCCAAUUUAUGAACAGCCGAGCUUUCCACCCCGGAGAGUAGAAAGUGUAAGAUUACCACAAGAACAUCUUUCAAAAAACCUGAAUGGCAGAAGCCUCAGUCCGAGAACAUUUACGAAGAAUACGACAACUGAUCUUAGCUUUAGAAAGAGUAAAAUUCGUAAAACCAGUAUAGGACAUCCUUCCGGUCCAACGAGAGCUUCUGCCCAAAUGCCAUUCUCGGACUACGAAAACAUUGACACUGUCGACGCGAGUGAAGGAGUAGCAAGACAAGCUGAAGAUUUAUGUAGGAUAUCUAAUAGAAAACGGACAGACAGAAGAUACAGCAGCAAUCCAAUAAACACCAACACGUUUGUAAAAGGACCUAAAGAAACUUCUGGUAAAACUUUUAGGAUGAAGCGUAAAAAAGGACAACAUGUUGAAGACUCAGGAUAUCUCAGCAGUGACUCCGCUGGCUCGAGACAAAUUCAAAGGAAAUUAGUAAUAGCUAAAAUAGUGAGUUGUAGUGAAAGUGAUGACACUGAAAAUGAGGCUAGGAGUGAAUCAGGUGCGGAGAGCGUAGAAACGCAUUCGGUGUAUUUCGAUAGCUAUAGAAAGCCAGAAGUGAACGUUGUAGAAAGUGACAAUAAUAUGCUAACGUACGAUAAAAGUGCAAGAAGUAGUGGAAGACGUUUCAAAAACAAUUUACAGUUAUAACAAAUCGCAAUAAAAAAAAAUGUGCAAUAUAAUGUGCAAUAUCAAUUUAUACGUAAUUAUAAAAUGUAUUUCUAAUUAAAAUUUACUUUGUUGUUUGUAAAAUAUACAAGUACUGAUACACGAUACCUCUCCUAAGAGUUGUUAAUAGUUAAGUAUUAUUUAUUUAUGUGGCAAAUAAGCAACAGUAUGUAAGUAG
Molecule: messenger RNA, 5837 nt
Organism: Cydia pomonella (codling moth)
Lineage: Eukaryota; Metazoa; Arthropoda; Insecta; Lepidoptera; Tortricidae
Exons: 9
Coding region: 1745-5641 (1298 amino acids)
Biological process (GO): imaginal disc-derived wing hair organization
Cellular component (GO): cell cortex
Source: RefSeq, a predicted model, not a curated record